GAAAGCAACAGGCUCGAAAUCUACGCUUUCUGCUUUAUUUUAUUUAUGAAGAAGAAGGCUGAAGAUUUUACAAAGCGGUCCCAACCACCAGUCUUGCUAUAAUUUAGUUUGCUUGACUAACAAGAAACAAAAAGAAAAGAUCAGCAGACUCAAUGGAUUAGACUCCUCGCCUCUGUCUUGAACACUCUUUCUCCACUGUACCAAACAAAAUCCCCAAUUUUCCAAUUCCACCCAAUCCUCCUCCACAUCAACCCCCACAAACAUCAUGCUAGCAAUUUACGAGAAAAAAACAACCUCCCUCGACCUCUACCGUCCUCUCCGCAACUACAUUGCCAUGUUCUACUCCGAACGCGAAGCCCAAAACCUCGAAGAUGAUCUCCAAACCGUCAAACAAUACCGUUCCGAUCUCGAGCGCCAACCCGACCCGUCACCUACUUCCCGCCGCGACCUCCUCCAAAAAUACUUCAAAGCCCUCUGCUUGAUCGAAACCCGAUUCCCAAUCUCCCCCGACAAUGACCACAUCAAUUCGGUCACUUUUGUCUGGUACGAUGCGUUUAAGCAAAAACAGAAAGCGUCGCAGCAGAAUAUUCAUUUAGAGAAGGCUGCUGCCCUUUUUAAUUUGGGUGCCGUUUAUAGUCAGAUUGGAUUGUCGUUUGAUCGGGCCACGGUGGAGGGGAGGAGACAGACGAUUCAUGCCUUUAUUGCUGCCGCCGGUGCGUUUGCUUAUUUGAGAGAUAAUGCGGCCGCGAAAGCCUCUGUGGGUACCAGUACUACGGUUGAUGUGUCGGUUGAGUGUGUUGGGAUGUUAGAGAGAUUGAUGCUCGCACAAGCGCAAGAGUGUGUCUUCGAGAAUACUAUUUCUAAAGGGAGCACCCCGGGUGUUUGUGCCAAGAUUUCUCGGCAGGUUGGGUUGUACUAUGAGGAAGCUUUAGCAGCACUGAAUGUUGCACCUCUAAAAGAUAAUUUUGACAAGGGUUGGACUGCUCAUGUCCAACUAAAAGCAGCCCUGUUCUACGCAGAAGCUUGUUUUUGGUAUAGUUUGGAGCUUCAUGAGAAAGAAGAAAUUGCAGAGGAAAUUGCACGGUUGAAGAGCGGGGCUAGUACAUUAGCAGAGGCAAAGAAAAGUUCAAAGGGGGCUGCAGUACAGCUUCUGGAUGCAAUUAGCAAGCUGGAAGCCAAUAUCAACCGCAACCUGGACAGGGCUGUCAAGGAAAAUGAUAGAGUUUACCUCAUGAGGGUUCCUUCCCCAAGUUUCUUACCCCCUCUACCAGCAUUUUCCAUGGUAAAGACCAUGCCAAUGAAUGAGGUACUUGAUGCCAGCAAGGAGAAGAUGUUUGCUAGUCUUGUUCCAGACAGCAGCGCAAAAGCUCUUUCAAGGUACACUGAAAUGGUUGACAAUAUUAUCCGGACACAGGCUGAAAAAUUGCAACAAGGGAGUGAGCUAACUCGAGUGAGGCUCAAAGAAAUGGACCUGCCAGAUUCUAUUCUUUCUUUGGAAGGAAAUUUUUCACUUCCAACAGAUCUUAAAGAAGAUGUAGAAGCAGUGCAGAUUAGUCAGGGCCCAGCUGGCCUUGAAGCUGAGUUACAGCAACUUAUGGAUUUGAGGAGGGUUAACCAAGAAUUGCUGGUCCAGACUGAGGAGCUUUUGCAAAAGGAAGCAACAGAGGAUUCCCAGUUUAGAAGCCAAUUUGGGACACAGUGGACUAGGCCUCAAUCCAGCACUUUGACAAAGAACUUGCAGGAUAGAUUGAAUAGGUUUGCAGCCAACUUAAAGCAAGCCACAGAUAGCGAUGCCAGAAUUGAGCACGCAGUGAGGGAUCAUUCUGCACUCAUGUCAAUUCUUGAUUGCCAACCGAUAGAAUCUGCACUUCCAAGUUUAGCUAGGCCAAUAAUGUCUUUGGAUGCUAAUGAAGAUGCUAUAGUAGGGGCCUUGAAGCAGAGCUUGAGGCAAUUGGAGACUCUUGGUGCUCAGCGAGCUGGUCUCGAGGACAUGCUCAAAGAGAUGAAAUGGAAGGAUGAUGUACUACCAAAGUUGAUGACAUCUGCUGGGUCCUACGAAGAUCUUUUCAGGAAAGAGAUAGCAAAAUAUGAUCCCAUCUGUGAAGACAUUGCACAAAAUAUUGAGGGACAAGAACAGUUGCUGCUGCAAAUUCAGGCUCGGAAUGAAGAGUUUUCUGCUGUCUUUAACCUUCAAGAUUACAAAGCAUCUCGUGAGAAGUGUUAUAAGCAAAUACAGGCUGCCAUAGCCAAGUAUCGAGAAAUAAAGGAGAACAUCAACGAGGGAUUGAAGUUUUAUGUUAGUCUUCAGGAUGCCAUCACCAAUAUCAAACAGCAGUGCAGUGAUUUUGUGAUGACCAGAAAUAUCCAGUGUCAAGAAAUGAUUGAAGAUGUACAAAGACAAAUGGCUGGACUAAGUUUUCAAGACCAUAAGAAUACAGGCUCAUACAGCUAUCCUGCAGCAAACCAGCCCCAUCAAACUCAAAGAUCCAGUUCGCAUCCUCCAUCAGAUCCUCAAAAUGUUCCGCAUCCGCAUCCGCAUCCUCAGCCCCAGACACAGUACUUUCAGCCUCCUGGGCAGUCUACAAUGCCUGGUUAUGCUCACCCUCCCCCCCCUUAUACAACACCACAGCAGCCACCUCCUUAUCAUAUGCGCCCUGCUCCUGGUGCUCCUUACCCACCUCGACAGGUUCAGCAACCACCAACAAACCAGGAGUAUGGUCAACCUGCCUAUCCAGGGUGGCGGGGCCCAUACUACAAUGCCCAUGGACAACAACCUGGAUCUCUUGCUCGGCCUACUUACACUAUUCCAGGUCCAUACCCUCCUCCUCACCAAGGCUAUUAUGAACAAUAGUUUUCUUUUGACUUAAUAAUUUGAUCAUCCAUCGUGUGUUAUUUUUGUUGCUUGAUCUCAUCCUUGGUGGGAUAGAUUAGAUUUAGCUAGAGCAUUUGGUUGCAAAGUGUAAUUAUCAUGAAUAACCAUUGGCUUUGAAUAAUCUCUGUACAUGUUAUGCAUGUGUAUAUCUUGUUAAUUCAAACAUAGAGAGGUGAUGCAGUAUAAAGAUAAAUUUCCAUUAA
Messenger RNA from Populus trichocarpa (black cottonwood), 3075 nucleotides. Its product is annotated as vacuolar-sorting protein BRO1. The record is from RefSeq and is a predicted model, not a curated record. Gene Ontology annotation, biological process: protein transport to vacuole involved in ubiquitin-dependent protein catabolic process via the multivesicular body sorting pathway. Bases 266 to 2851 code for a protein of 861 amino acids. NCBI's taxonomy places the organism in Eukaryota, Viridiplantae, Streptophyta, Magnoliopsida, Malpighiales, Salicaceae. Gene Ontology annotation, cellular component: endosome. Gene Ontology annotation, molecular function: protein binding. The transcript is spliced from 8 exons.